This is a messenger RNA of Bufo bufo (common toad), 5781 nucleotides long. It is a transcript of the gene COBLL1, whose product is annotated as cordon-bleu WH2 repeat protein like 1. Gene Ontology annotation, molecular function: actin monomer binding. Bases 285 to 3890 code for a protein of 1201 amino acids. The record is from RefSeq and is a predicted model, not a curated record. NCBI's taxonomy places the organism in Eukaryota, Metazoa, Chordata, Amphibia, Anura, Bufonidae. The transcript is spliced from 15 exons.
GUGCCCGUCCUCCUCCCAGGUGUUGUGUGCAGUCCCCGCCGCUCGGACUUCGCACCUCCCUCCAGCUGCAGCGCCAGGAGCCGAACACAAGGCGCUUUCUGCUCUGACCUGAAGGGAAUGUGAGGAGAAGAGGACGGGGACAAGACGGGACUUGAUGCGGAGCCGCGGAGGGCGGGAGGCUGGCACAGGGCGCAGCGCGGCACAGGGGCCUCUCUUCCCAGGGACUAGUCGCUCAGGACGAGCUGCUGUAAUAAGGACGACCACCCGGGGGACUCUGCUGGGGAAUGGACGAUUCGGGAUCUUGGUCUGAGAACUCCAGUCAGGACGCGUCCCUGCCACCUGUAGGGAAAAGGGCCAAAGGCAAAGCUCCUCUUCCUCCUGGGGAAGCCAGGCGCUUGGAUAGUGUCCCGUCAUUUGAUUCCGCAGACACAGUCCAGUAUAACAUGGACCAAAAAGAAAAUAUCGAUCGAGACAUUGAACUGAAGGUGGUUUUGCCUGGUGACCGAAUCGCAACAACCAUCGUUCAUGGCAGUAAGCCUAUGAUGGACCUGCUUGUGUUCCUCUGCGGACAGCACCAUCUGAACCCCUCCGCCUACACCAUAGAUUUGAUUUCAGCCGAUAAAACACCGCUCAGGUUUAAACCCAACACACCCAUUGGAAUGCUGGAGGUGGAGAGAGUUGUUCUCAAGUCAAAAAAUCCGGAUGAGAAGAAUAAAAAGCCUGGUCCAAUAAUGCCAGAACAAACUGUCCGAGUCGUCAUCAACUACCGAAGAACACAGAAGACUGUGAUGAGAGUCAGCCCUUUUGUCCCACUUCAAGAUCUCAUCCCCUCCAUUUGUAAUAAGUGUGAAUUUGAUCCUCGGUCUACAGUGUUGCUUCAGGAUUACCAGUCCCAAAAGUCUCUUGAUAGAACGAGGUCCCUUAACGAGCUUGGCCUAAGGGAGCUGUAUGCGUUUGAUCACAGCAAAGCUACAUCUCCAACGGAGAUCAGGCCACCGCCUUUGCACGAGUCUUGUCAGAACGUGGAGAUCAAACAGAAUGACGACAAGGGCUUCUUCAACUUUUUCCGCAGAAGUACUAAAAAGAAACGUGAUCAGACCUCCAGUGCCCCCGCCACGCCAUUGCUCAAUAAACCGAGGCCACAAAAUGUGACAAGAGCGAAUACAGUCACCAAGACUUACGAUUCCAACACACUGCCUUCUGACGUACCAAAGAAACGGAGAGCUCCGCUGCCACCCAUGUACCCGCCCCAGAACGGCAACAGUGAAAUACACCGGAGCCAGAUUCGAACUUCAUCUGUCGUCGUGAAAUCGGUCAGCGUUGACGAGUCCGAAAAGGCUUUAGCAGGUUUUGACAGGUCCAGGACCGGCUCUUUCCAGAACAGUGGGACCUCCUCGUUUAACUGUUCUCUAAGGAGGACAAAAAGGAAAGCCCCGCUACCACCAUCGCCACCUCCAAAAACUCCUCAGGAGAUCAGUGACGAGAACAGUAACUCUAUUGGGGUUUCAGAAGAAAUGAAUCACGAGAAAGCUUCUAAUGAUGAUUAUAGUCCUCACCAGACAUCCCCAACAGUGCAUUUCAUCCCUGGACCAGAGCUCCAGGAGAUUGAGGAGAAAGAGCAAUUGAGCGUUUCACUCAAGGAAGAAGCGGCUUCCAUCUCUAAGGAAAAUGUCAACGGUUCUACCAAGGAAGAAAUAAGCUUACCUUCUACUGAAGAACAUUCAGAUGCUACAGCCAGAGUCGUGGAUAAGAGCGCGGCUUCUGACACGCACAAUUCUUCCAGGCUUUCUGAUGUAGAGGAUAUUUCCAAGAUUACACAUGACGAUAUAACAUCAAGUCUUUUUAUAAAAGAUGAAGCUGCAACUGAAAAUACAACACUGGAAUAUGAUAAGAUUGGUGAAAAUAGGACAUCUACCCCUACCAGGGAAUUGAAGAAUGGUCAAUUACUUGAAAGUAAAGUAGCAGUAGAGGAACAGGCCUCUCAGACUCGGCCAUGUGUACAGUCUACUGAAGCUCUAGGUACUGUUACAGAAGAUAGCGGAUACAUUAAUCUGACUGAAAGCAGUGCGGAUUCUGAGCGGAAGCAAUCCAUUAGCGAAAAGGGAAAAAUGCAGGAUUCGGCGGUGCAGACAGUGAAUUUUGACAGCGAUGUGGAGGUAACGAUAGACAAGGAGAUCACACAUUCUCAGGGUAACUCUUUGGCAGACAAAGUCCAACAUGAAAUCAAUGGUCAUGGAAAUAAUCCAGCACAACUCGGUGAACAGCGUAAUAAACAUGAACAUAUCAGCAACGUGAGGGAGAGCGUCGAAACUCAGACAGUAAGCAUCCAGGAGAACAUGGUGGAAAGUUCUCAAUCAAAAGCAUUUCAUUUAUACCGACAACAUUCUGACCCAAAACCUAAGCCUUCCAAUGAGAUUACUAGAGACUAUCUGCCCAAAGUUGGAAUGACUACUUACAAAAUUAUACCCCAAAGAUCAUUUGAUAUAGAAAGGUAUGUAGACCAUGAAGGUUCACAAGAUGCAGGGAAGCCUGCAAUCCCAUCUGUGAAUGAACAGGACACUAGUCAUACUGUCACAAACAGCAACGUUGCCCCUCAUUAUGGCCUGGCUUAUGAAAAAAGUGAACCUCCUUCAGUAGUGAAAAAUGGAGCCCUAUCACCACAGGGUUCAAACGUCAAUACACUGAGUACGAUUUCCAAAACUACUGCUAGCCAAAGUCAGAAAGAACAUUUUGCACUAUCAAGAAGUUUACUCUCUGCCCCUGUUUUAACGUCAGAUAAAACAUCUCCUCCUGAGGUCAAACCAAAGCCAAAACCUACCAGCCCAGUGAAAGGUCCAAGUUCUUUCUACCUGCAGAUGCAAAGGAGAGCUUCAAGCAUGUAUGUGACGUCGGCUAUUAACAAGGCAAAAACGUCUGCUAAUCCUUCAAUCACUACUGCUAAAAUUAACGACUUGGGAAACGAGGCAUCACAGAUAACCAUUAAAACCCUUCCUUCUAGAGUCAAUGUAGUAAAUUUUCCACCUAAUAUGGAAGAUAAAUUACCAGAAGAAAAAUCACCGUUGCCAGAGAUGUCAAGUGAAAGGAAAAAGGGUGGUCUUGGGACCAUAUCCGAAAUGCAUUCAGAAGUUGGAAACCAGAUCAGUGUCCCACAAGCUUCUAUUUCUGAACAAAGAGGAUUGUCAAAAGAACGGUAUUUUCAGCCACAAGUGGUUGAAUCGUGUGAAGAGAAAAGGCCUGAUUUUUUAACACUGGAGCAAAAACUUUUGGAAACCAGGAAUUCAGUGCCUCAGGUCUCUCACAAGAAACCAUAUCCAGUUGUGCAGAAUAAAUGGAAGCCUGAAGUAGUUUCCACUACAUCUUCUAGCAAAACUGUGCCAUCUUUGAUCUCUCCUACUAGUCAGAACCCUCCAUUAACUCUACCAAAAUUAAGCAACUUUGUCACCCCAAGACCAUUUUUAAUUUCGCACAGUUCAUUUUCAUCCUCUGUAACACCAGUGGUUAAACGUUCUCAAUCGUUCAGUUCUGGCAUCUCGCCUACCAAAUCACCUUUGAAUGUGGAUACUCCCGUGGGUUGGUCUCCGGUUACUUCUCCAAGUGAAACCAAGAAGGAUUCGCCAGUAUUCUCAGCUAUUCCACAGGAGAAGGCCGACCAUGAGACACUAACCCAUGAACUAAACUGUAGUCCUCCUCCCGUUCCUGAAAAAAAGCCCUCAGUAUCUUUCCAAAGUUCUGAUCCAGAACAACUCCGUCAGGAUAUCCUGGCUGCCAUACGUUCCGGACAGGCGGCUUCCAAUCUGAAAAGGAUCACGAUCCGCUCAAAUACUAUUUCUGUUAAUGGAAAAUCCGAAAUCAGUCAUCCAGUGUUCUCAGAAACGCUCUCCGAAGACUAGCGGUUGUGCCAAAGAUCAGCGAUUUUAUAUUGACUUCAGCCACCACCUACCCGAUUUAAUAGUUCUAUGUGUAAAAGCGUUUUUGAGUUAAAUUAAAAGUAUAUAUUAAUAUAUUAAAAUAAUAUGCAAUAUUGUUGCGACUUUCAUAGGAAAGUUUCGGAAAAGAAAUUAUAUUUUUUGGGGGAUUUUUUUGUAAUUAACUUAAGUUUGUGGCCUGCCAUUUUCUAUAAUCGUAGACGUUUAUGUUCUAAUUAGAAUAUAACCCGAAAUUUAUAGAUUUAUAGCAAAGUUCUUUAUGUUCUGUUUAUUUUGUACAGUCAUAUGCUGCAUUUUGUUUGUUUUUCUGACUACGAUGUAAUGAAUCUUAAGCAAUGUUGAUUCCUUAAAUUUACUGUAUAGAACUGCCAAUAUUGCCUCAUUGUUGUAGAGAUAAUUUAAAUAAAUCUGCAGCUAGCAGCGUUGACUUUAACUCUCUGAUUAAAAUGUUACUGUAUCUGUUACCUUGACCUUAAAUUUACGGUUUCCUUUUUUUUAUUUAUUUUUUAUUACGUUUUGACGAUUGUUAUGAAGGUUCUUCACCUAAGUGUUUUAUUUGAAAAAUCUGAUUAAUUUGGCAGUAAAAUAUUUAAAAAGGCGUGCCUAAGAGGGACUGAACUGAUGCAUCCUGAUGCAUACUAAACAGAUUGCUCUCCAUUCAGAAUGCAUUAGGAUAGAACUGAUUUGUUUUUUUGCCAGUACUGAGCCCCGAGGACUGAACUCAAUACCGGAAAACUUUAACGCAAGUGUGAAAGUACCCUAAUUUGAUACAGGCUGGUUGCUAUGGACUUGCUGCCUGACAACCCUAGUUGUGAGGGGGUGUAUCCCUAGCAGUAAGGUAACGUUGGGGCCAUGUAUUUUGUACUGCGAACGCACCUAUUUUGAGGGACAUACCAACAAACUGUGUAUGAAGACCUCCUGGUUGGGGGGGGGGGGGGGAUCAGCAUGCUGGAUUUUAACGUUCCUGAACCUUUGUUUCUGUUGGGAGUUGUCUGGUAGGACCAUAUUCCUCUCUGACCAUUGAAAUACACAAACACAAAAAAAAUACAAAAAUGAUCUGGUGUUUAUUCACCAAGAUGCAUCAUAACAGAGCGACGUUUCGACUCUCCUGAGUCUUGCUUGAGAAAGACUCAAGCAAGACAGUCGAAACGUCGCUCUGUUAUGCAUCCUGGUGAAUAAACCCACUUGAUCUUUUGAAACUGAAGGAGUGCUGCAGAUCAUUUUUGGAUUUAUCUCUGGGACUACAAGCCAGGGUCCGUCACUGCCUUCACCCAUAGGUCCUUUUUGAGGACUGUCUCCUAUUGACUGGAAACGCCUAUUUAGGUAAUGUAGUGCUGCUCCACUGUGAACUUCAUUGAAAUAAACAUGCACACUUGGCUGGGCCAAGUGUGAACUUUUAUGGUGGAGUCAGAAAGAAAUGGCAGCAGAAUGAGCUUUUUGGCUGACAGCUAUCUCGUGUGAUAUGACCACAUGGCAACUUUCUUCAGAAAUGGUGCACACCUGUCCAUGAGCUGCGUCCUGAUAUUGCGGCCCAGUCUCCCAUUGACGUAAAGGAGGUUGAGCUACAGUACUACACACAACCUGUAUACAGGUGUGGCCACAGUUUGUGGCUCAAAACAGCUGAGUUCUAAUCCCGCACAAGCUCUUUAAGCCCAAAAGAGAAGCUGCUUGGCUAAACUCAUCUUUAUUCUGCCCCUAUCUUAAUCAGAUUUUUCUACAAAUAAACAUAGGUGGAGAAUCUAUUUAAAGAAAACAUGAGCUUUAAAAGAGAAAUGCUUCACUACUUUUGUAUUACCAUCAACAGACAUAAGUUCACACUGUAUCUUCCACUGCCAAAUAAAAGGUUUUAGCUGUA